GCAGGAAUGCCAGGGUGUACUGGGAUCCCCAUGUCAAAACAUUCGACAGCAAACACUACAAUUACCACAAUCCUUGCAACUUUUCGUUGGUCCAACCUGGUUUUACGCAGACUCCUAAAUAUGGAGUUUAUGCUCAGUUUGCUGAGUGCAUAGGACCUGGUACCUGUAUUGAAGAAUUAGUUUUCAAGGACAAUGAUAAUACUGUGAUCACCUUCUCUAUGAGAAAUAAAACAGAGCUUGCCGUGUUUCUGAACGGCAAGGAGUUCUCCGUCAGCGAUCGCACGCCCUCCCUCAUGGUCCAGGACGGCGUGCAGCAUCCCGUGCUCGCCUGGAGGCAGACGGGAAGUAACUCCAGACUCCUCUUCGCCGGCUCCUGUAGAAUCGUGCUGGAAGUCUCGAGAAACUACGUGUUCCUGUGGCUGCAUCCGUCCCUCACAGAUCACUACGGCCUCUGUGGAACCAGCAACGGCGUGGAUGACGAUGAGUUCACGACCCGCUCGGGAAGCGUGGUAAACUCCUUGGCAAGAUUCGCUGACUCGUGGAUGACCGAUACACAGACUUCGCCCGAAUGCCCGAUAAGCCAUCGAUUCAAGAGAAAUAUAAUUUUCAAUGAAACUGGCCUGUGCACCUUGGGGAACGCCAUUCUCCUCGGCCUCGAAGCCAUCUGCGGCCAAAAAGUCCCCUUUCGUUCAGUACGCGGGUCAGGUUGUGGAGGCAACCGAGGUCGAUGCUCUCAUGGAGGCUUGUACGUUUGACCUUUGCUUGCUGUACAGUAACACUGGCGGUAACAUGACGGCCGUUGAAGAGUACAUGGACACAGUCAUCGCUGAUGUUGUUGUAAGGAUUAUCGAGGUCAAAGCCAUGUUGACAG
Penaeus monodon (black tiger shrimp) is the source of this 871-nucleotide messenger RNA. RefSeq names its product mucin-2-like. Gene Ontology annotation, cellular component: extracellular matrix. The record is from RefSeq and is a predicted model, not a curated record. Lineage: Eukaryota; Metazoa; Arthropoda; Malacostraca; Decapoda; Penaeidae.